AUAUUUUUACUUACUUGAACUUGCAAUUUUCUUGAGUUUAAUUAAAGUUAUUAAAAGUGUUAGAUUUGCAGUUUUUUGCAAUUUCUUCUCUGUUUCAAUCACCAUGGCGAAUAAUGUUGAAAAUUGUGAAAAAGUAUUGAUUAUUAAUCGGAAAAGGAAAUAUCGUGUUCCUAAAAAACAACUCUUAUCAGUGCCCUAUUUUGAGAAAAUGUUUAGUAGUGAUUGUGUGGAAUCGCAAGAAAACAAAGUUAAACUGGAUUUUGAUGAACGUGUUUUCGAUUCUAUCAUUAGCUGGAUUCUUUCUGGGCAGUUCAAUAUUCGAAUGGAAUAUGCAAUCAGUUUUUAUGAAGCAGCUGAUUACUUGAUGAUAAAUGAGCGCUUUUUAGAGCCAUGUCUUUCUCAUUUCCUCGAAAAUUUCACCAUUGAAAAUAUUCCAGUUUUGCUACCACAAGUCACUAAAGUGUCUAAAUUUUUUACUUCUGGAGUUAUCAACAACAUUUGUAGGCAUUUCUUGAUGAUCACCAACACGGAUAUUUUCUUGAAUUAUCCAGUUGAGACAGUUGAAGCUAUUCUCAAAUUGGAUUUGAUGGUCCACUCUGAAUAUCAAAUCUUUGAAUCAAUUAUGAAAUGGGUGUAUGAAGAUGUUGAAUCUCGAAAAGAACUACUUCCACGAUUACUGGCCUGUGUUCGUUGGGCUUUCAUGGAUCAUGAUGAUAUUUGUAAGAUAAAGAAUAAUGAAUUAAUCAAGGCUCUACCGAAUUUCGAUGAAAUUAUUUCGUCCAAUGGUGAAUGUGCAUUCGACCGAAGUGAUCAAAGCUUUUUUCUCACUAUCCACCAAAAAGCUGAUGCAACAUUGUUAAUAAAAAUACUAAAUAGUGAUUUCAUUUGUUUAUCGAUUGGUGAUUUCACUCAAGACGAUUCUAUAUCACUUGAAUUUGUCAAUGAAGACCAUGUUUCUGAUAUCCUCUUUGAUUCUGGAACAAAAGGUAUCCGAAUUGAUUGGAUUAAAAAGACGUUUCGAUGGCUUGACUUCAAAGGCAAGGUCAAGACUUACUACAGCAACUUAAUUAAAUUCCUGGUAGAGUUUUCAGAUAAUCUCAACUACCUUUGCUGCUACCUAGAAGAUGCAGACAAAGACAUUCCUGAAACAAUUUUCCCUGAAGAGGAACUGCUCCUUGAAUCUAAUGGUGUAUUCAUUUUAAUUGGUAAAACUAAAUGCGAAAAACAGUGGUUUGGUCUUUUUCCAGUUGCCAAGCACAGUUGGUUCAAUGAUUUUAGAGACCAAAAACAUUCGUUCCAUGCCACUGUCUUGGACAAUACUGUUUAUAUCUUGACAAAAGACCUCGAAUUUAUUCAGUAUGAUUAUGAAACUCAAUGCUUCGAAAAGAAUGAUGAAUUGAAAGAGGAAAAAUUCAAAUUCAAUGAUUUAAUACUAAUCUCUCAUAAAAAAAAUGAUGAAGUAAUUUUGGUCAACAAGGCAUCUGGAAAAGUUUAUGUUUUCUGUUCAGAUGAAGAAAAGUGGAUCGAGAAAUUCAGAAUAAUGAAUAUCAACUUAUGUACAGAUAGCUCCGGUUCUGAUAUUGAUAAGCUAGUUGCUUUUACAUCCACGUUUUUACCGAUGCAGUUCAUAGAGCCUUUGUAUUAUGAGAGUAGCGAAGAUUCAAUUUUAACUACCGACUGAACUCACAAUCAAAUUCUUGUUUAUUUCAUAUUUUAUUUUCCUUAUUUUAAAUUGAUAUGUAACAUGUAAAAUAUUUUCAUUGUGAUUGAAGAAACAAAUAAUUAACUGACGCUUCGUACGCUGAAAAUUCUAUGUGCUUGGUUGAAACAUUGAUACCAAUUUUUGUAAAUAAUGAUUAAAUGUUCACUUAAAUUUCAAAAAAAUUUACUGUUCAAACCAUACUGACCUUUGUCUCAUUCAAUCUAACCCUUUCAUUCGGUCCAAAAUGCAAAAAACACAUCGAUUUGGU
Messenger RNA from Tetranychus urticae (two-spotted spider mite), 1970 nucleotides. RefSeq lists its product as uncharacterized. Lineage: Eukaryota; Metazoa; Arthropoda; Arachnida; Trombidiformes; Tetranychidae. Gene Ontology annotation, molecular function: protein binding. The record is from RefSeq and is a predicted model, not a curated record.